AAAUCAGAAUUUUUGUAGAAGGGAAGUUGGUGUUUUAUGUUGCAAGCCGUCAGUUUUCAUUCCGUCAGGUAAAAAUGGCGGAUUUUGUUUAUGUUUGCAUUGUACUUCUCAUUGGCUUCACGCAUAUUAAAAUUUCAACCGCAGGAGGCUGCAACGAUUUCUGGGACAUAUCAGCCGAUGAAAAUGGUCAAGUCCGAUGGUUUGGAGUAGACAGAGAUGCGUUCAUGGACAUCAGAGUUGAAGCAGAUGACGCUUUGUCAUCCGAGUGUUCUGUGACAAGCAAAUUAGGAAUUCUUUUCAAUGCACGGGAAGUACAUUUCAAGCCACCUUGCCCUAUUUCUAAAUAUCAAGUGAGCGUUACGUUAGUAUGCAACAAGAAUGAGACUUCUACCAGAAUUAUGAGAUUUAGUGUUCCAUAUGAAGAUCUGAUACCAGAACAUGUCCGAGUGAUAGCUACAACCAAUACCAGCAUAAUUCUCCAGUGGAAUAAACCAACAUCUUACAAUGAUUCAGUGGUCACUUACUCUGUGGAAUUGGUGAGCACAAAUUCUGAGGCAACUUUUGUGCAAAACACGUCUGACGUGUUUUGCUCUUUUCGGAACCUCAUGCCAUAUACCUUGUACUCUGUUCGAGUUCGAGCUUUUACAGAUGAUAUUGAUGGAAACUGGACUGAACCUAUAAAAGUUCGAACGGAAAUUGGAGUUCCAAGCCAACCAAGUAUUCAAAGGGCUUCAUCAAACCAUGACAGCAUUUGGGUAGAAUGGCUUAAACCUGAACAUCUUAAUGGACCAAAUGUGACAUAUAUAGUGAUCUGGAAAGAUGGCAACGUUCAGCUAGGAUCGAAGAAAACGAAUGAAACUUCAUUCAGAAUUUUAGGACUAAAAUCCUUUACUCACUAUAUUAUUCAAGUAUGUGCUGUAAAUGGGGCUGGAAAAGGACAAUGUACAGAUUUCGUAGGAUUUAGUACUGGAGGCAGAGGAGCCAUUUCUCCGUUAAUCUUGAUCUUUGCAAUAGCAGUACCUGUGGCAUUUUUAAUUUUCAUAGUAAUCCCAGUGAUAAUUGAGAUAAAAAAGCGAGGAUCAAAGUCUCCAUCCUAUUCAAAAUCCGCCCGAGUUCCUAUACCGAUGUCUUUAUCAGGAAUACGGCGUUGACGUUUUUGCCAUUUCAAGUACACGUGAGUUCUCCUGAGAAAAUUACUUUAAUUGUUUCCUGAAAACUACAAAAGAUGGUGACUUUUCCCAUUUUCUGCAUCAAGAAACUGCCUGCUAAUCAAACUGAAAAAUGUGUACCCGCCUAAAAUAUUUUUCAAUAUAUAAUUUAUGUGAAAAAAGUUUUAAAAUAGUUUGUUUGCUAAAUCUCCAUAAUAAAGUUGUCUCAGUUCAGGUA
Stegodyphus dumicola is the source of this 1386-nucleotide messenger RNA. Its product is annotated as tyrosine-protein phosphatase Lar-like. Gene Ontology annotation, molecular function: protein binding. The record is from RefSeq and is a predicted model, not a curated record. Lineage: Eukaryota; Metazoa; Arthropoda; Arachnida; Araneae; Eresidae.